Sorghum bicolor (sorghum) is the source of this 851-nucleotide messenger RNA. RefSeq names its product keratin-associated protein 21-1. The transcript has 2 exons. The record is from RefSeq and is a predicted model, not a curated record. Lineage: Eukaryota; Viridiplantae; Streptophyta; Magnoliopsida; Poales; Poaceae. The coding region runs from base 53 to 568 and encodes 171 amino acids.
CCUCAUCCCAUGUGAGUUUAGCAGUUCAUCAGCGCGAGAGGUUUAACUAGAAAUGGCGGUCAAGUUUUUAGUUCUUCUCAGUGUUGUUCUGGCCUCUCUCAUUGUCUUCCAGGAAGUGGCAUAUGCUAGAGAGCUUACCGAGGCCAACGAGACUGAGGGGAAGAACGUUAAACAAGGAGGAGCACCUGAACUAAAGGAUGAGAAGUGGGGAGGUGGAUACAAUGGUGGAUAUGGACAUGGCGGUGGCUAUGGUGGUGGGUAUGGACAACCUAGCUAUGGUGGUGGAUAUGGGCAACCUGGUUAUGGUGGUGGCUACGGAUCUGGAUAUGGUGGAGGAUACCACCAUGGCCAUGGUGGAGGGUAUGGGCCUGGAUACGGUGGGGGUUAUGGACCCGGAUAUGGUGGAGGUUACGGAUAUGGACACGGUGGCCCUGGAUACGGAUAUGGUGGUGGGUAUGGCGGAGGAUACGGUGGUGGUUAUGGUGGAGGAUAUGGUAGUGGUGGCGGGUACGGAGGAGGUGGGGGCUAUGGAGGCGGAUAUGGUGGUGGCCACGGUGGCCGGAACUAAGAAGCACUACUACAUAAGUUUCUCUAUGUCCAACAACAAUAAGUGCUGAUGAUACAUUUGAAUGUUGCAUGGUGGUUUCGUGAUGCAAAUCAUGUCUAUAUGGUAUAAAACAUGGUACAUGGACUGUUCUAUAUGUUGCACGAAAUAUUGUAUUAGUACAAGAACUUUGUAUGCAGCUAUUACCAUGUAUUGUAGUGUGCAUGUAUCUGGCUUUUGGAAUAUGUACCUCAUCAUUUAUGGACUUUUAUAUUCCUAUAAAUAAAAUAAAAUAAAGUAUCAUGUA